UGUUAAUCCCUAGGACAAGGAAGUUGUCAUUUUCGACCAUGUUGAUGAAAUUUAUUAUGCAAGGGAGACUACUCGCAACUAACUGAAACAAGAAUGGCUGCGCUGUUGAAGAAGCGAGCUCUUGCUGAGUAUAGUCAAGUUAUUCAGGAGGAGGCUCCUAAACCAAUUAAGAAGUUACGUCUAGUCCAGCGACCCCCUGAACCAGAAAUUCAGCUAAACCUGCAAGGUCUGUCUUCCCAUGAUGCUUUGCAAGCCUUGCUCAAGUUUGAAGGUAGUUUGCCAGUCACAAGUGCGAGCCUCGGACCUGUCAUUAGGGGCCUUUUGGAGCAUUAUGCACGUGAAAAGGAGGCUGUGGUACGAGGGAAGAUUGCUUGUCUGCUAGGGAGACUGUCAAAGAUUCCUGGAAUCAGUGCAGAUAGCCUGGCUGAGGAGCUGAUUACGCUUCUUGGCAAAGAAGAAUCGCAGAAAGCAAAGAGUCAGCUGAUCUCUGGCUUGUCUGUGAUUGGUCAGUCUGCUGCCUCACACAAAACACUCCACAAACAGCUUGUUAAUAUAGCAAUACAGAAUUUGACCAGUGACAGCCACCAUAUCAGAAGCAGCUGCCUUCAUUUAAUUGGUCAUUUGGAGUCACAUGACUUAUCGAAGGGAGAUAACAAAGAUGCAGAAGUGACAGAUGCUCAGAAAUUGUUGGAAAAUUUCUUUCAAGACCAAGAUUCCAGAGUUAGGUCAAGUGCCUUUGAAGCUUUGUUGACAUUACAUGAGAGGGGAGUAAAGUUGGAUGAAAGUUUAUACAAGGCAGCUUGGGAAGCACUGAAUGAUGAUUAUGAAGGGGUGAGAUUGGUUGCAAUACAGAUUGUAUGGGUCCUUAGUCAUCUGUAUCCAGAAAGCCUUGUUCCUGUGCCAAACUCAGAUGAGGAACUUCGAUUGGUUGAUGAUGGCUUUGUUAAAAUUUGUAACAUGAUAAAUGACAUAUCGGUGAAAGUACGAACAAAAGCUGCUAGUUUACUGGGUUCCUUGCAUCUUGUCAGUGCACGGUUUCUGGAGCAAACACUAGAUAAAAAGUUGAUGUCAAAUAUGAGGAGGAAAAAGACAGCCUCAGAAAGAGCUAAGGAUAAUUACUCAUCUGGUGUGUGGUCCACAGGGCAGAAGUGGGCUGAUGAUGCCCCUAAAGAGGAACUUGACCCUGAAAGUAUCAAUCUGAUGAACAUAGGAGCCUGUGGAGUUUUUGUUCAUGGUCUGGAGGAUGAAUUCUCAGAGGUGAGAAACUGCACAUUGGAUUCAAUGUGUGAGCUGGCCUCCCAGAAUCCAGCAUUUGCCUUAUUAUGUCAGGAUAGUAUCGCCGACAUGUUUAACGAUGAGAUAGAGAGUGUACGCCUGAACGCAAUCAACAGUCUGAAAAAACUGAGUCAGCAUUUAGAACUACGUGAAGAUCAGCUCGAUAUCAUGUUAGGUGUUUUACAGGAUUUUUCCUAUGUGUCGAGAGAGUCACUGAGAGAUAUGUUGUGUGAGAUGAAGUUUGCAACUAAAGAAUGUCUCAAUACAUGUGUGGUAGCACUGCUUGAUAAUCUGAGGAGAUACCCAGAGGAUAGGCUCAACAUAUGGAAAUGUAUGCAGUAUCUAGGAAAGAACUGUGCCAACCUUGCUUUGCCACUGAUGCCAGAGUUUCUAUGUCUGCAUCCAUACUUUGAUACCCCAGAACCUGAGAUGGAUGACCCAGCUUAUAUCAGUAUAUUGGUUUUAGUGUUCAAUGCAGCUGCAGGCAAUAGGACAGCUUUACCCAUGUUUCAGGAACAUACCUGGAGACAUUUUACAUAUUUGAGGGAUAGUAUUCCUGAAAUGGUGCCAGAUUUACAGAACGUAGAGUCCAGUGUUGUGCUUGUUGAGGAUAAAGCACCGGAGGAGAAAUCUGAUCAGGCUGCAACAUUUAUAAAAUCUACAGUAGAGAAGUUGUCAGAUCUCCACUCACUGGAUACAACUACUGCAAAACAACUGCUAGAAACUGCUGUCAGGGAUCUGCAAAGAGUGACAGAACUAGACACUAAUACUUCAGCCUCAGCAGAAUGUAUAUGUUUGUUCUUACAGAGCCAGCUUCUUAUUACACAGUUGAUGUCCCAGCAUGCCUACAUCCUGACUGGAAGUGUUACCGUUAGCAACCUGAAUGUUCUGGUAGACAAGGUACUUAACCUAACCAACAGGCUGCAGACGUUAUUUUUAGGUCUUGGAAAUAAUGACCUCUCCCUAAUAAAGCAGACGGAACUAAAGGCCUUGACCUUCAGGCUCGGCUCAACUUUAGCCAACUCACAGGAGCUUGCAACACAGAUGAAAGCACAGGAUGUGUAUACAAACUAUCUGAAUGGGUUGCAAAAAUUUUUAUCAUCUCUAGAUUCACACACAGACAGUUGCACAUCUUACCUGAUGUCCGAAAUAAUGAAUCUCAAAAGUAACCAGUUAUCCACUGUACAGAAUGUGCUACAUUCAGCCUUAAAACUUGUGCGUCCAGUCGCUUGUCCACUAUUGAACAAAGUUCGUAAGGCAUAUGGCGUAAUUCAUGAGCCAGCUAAGAUGUCAGACAACCCGAUAAAAUUUACUGCAGGCCUCACCACAGCUGUGUUGUUAGUUGCUGAUAUUGAAAAUGUUGCCGGGAUUGAAAAUGUCCGAAUUCAGGUGAAGUACCCAGACACAACUGUAGCAUUGACAAUACCUCCAUCUCAUGAUGUACGCAAGAGAAGUGCUCUCGGUCAUCGACUGACCACAAAUGUUCUCCUCUCACAUGGUCACUGGUCAGAAUCGUGUACUGUUGAGAUAGGCCUGGUUGUUCUUGCAUCUUCAGCUGCCAAAACAAAGUUCAAAACCAAGUCAGCAUCAAAUACAGAGGAAGACAAUAAUGUUAUAGAACUUUGUAAACCUGUGAAAGUCCUCAUCUCACCCAAACCUCAUAAACGAUGAGAGUAAAUAUACAAAAUGUGUAAAUGAGCCAUGCCAUGGGAAAACCAACAUAGUGGCUUUGCGACCAGCAUGGAUCCAGACCAACCUGCGCAUCCGCGCAGUCUGGUCAGGAUCCAUGCUGUUUGCUAACAGUUUCUUCAAUUCCAAUAGACUUUAAAAGCGAACAGCAUGGAUCCUGACCAGACUGCAUGGAUGCGCAGGCUGGUCUGGAUCCAUGCUGGUCGCACAGCCACUAUGUUGGUUUUCUCAUGGCACGGCUCAAAUUUGACAGUGAUAAUAAAUAUAAUAAUAAUCAUAAAGGGUCCUUGUUUGUUUUGAUAUAAGAUCAAAAUAUCUGUCACAAACCGAACACAAUAUGUUAUACAUUAUAUAUUCAUGCAUGGCUGUGUCAGUCGUUAAAAUGAAACCUAAUAAAAUAUAGUUUGAUCCAGGGUUUUUCAAAAAUGAGUGACCCUGUUUGAUUGUACAUGUAAAACGCAAGUUCCAAGAAGAGAGGCGAUAUUGUUUUCAGCUUGUGUAAUUUUUGAGAAAAAUAGAGUAUUGUGCAAAUUUAUCACCGGUGUUGGUAAAAAUUUGUAUCUCUACCUGUUCUCAAAAACCUGUAACAGCUAAAGUUUUAAAACUACACUGCACACUUGUUUAUCAUCUUCAGGUGACUAUGUAGACUCUGCACCAUAACAGUGAUAAGCAGAAUUAUGGACUUUUUGUACUUAGAAAACUUGAUUUUCUCAGUGGUUGAAGGUUUUGUUUAGAUGCACCUUUUCUCAAAAACUAUUAGAGCUACAGCUUUGAAACUUUGAACAUUUGUUUGUCAUCAAAGUAAGUAGACCAAGAACAAUAGCCCAAACAUUCAUUUUUAUCACAAUUAUGGCCCUUUACAUACUUAAUUAGAAAAUUUGAAUUUCAAGGAUAAAAUUUGUGUUAAGGUCCACUUUCCUUUUGCGAAUUUUUAAAUACUAAAUUAAACGAAGGAUGACAACUUUCAUUCUUAUUUUUUGCCUGUAAACAAAGUUAUACGUAUCUGUUAAGUAUCAAAGAAUAAAAGUAACAUUAAAUAAGAUAAUGUGUAUUUUCAGUCAAUAUGACUUGUAUAUUUAAGAAAAAACAAAUGCAUAUAGGAAGAUUUGCACAUUUUUCGUUUGAACAAUUGUGUACAUUGAAAUAUAAACGUCAGGCUUGACAAACUGUAAAAAGCCAUAAAAUGCAAGAAGUCUACAUUGAACGGGAUUUCAAGAAAGAAUUAUCAAAUACGCUCUCAACAUGAAAAAAAACUUUUUUGAGACGACCCCUAGGAUUAAGUACACUUAGACCGACAAUGUCUAAUAGAGCGUGACAAAUCCACUAUCGCUUUUGGUUUGCAAAUAUGAAGCUUUUAAAUGAAACUUUUGGAAGUAUUUGGUGAAAUAUAUCGUAGUUCGUCAAUAUAUAAUUUAUUAAAGUGCAACGACCAACUACAAACUUACAUGUAAAUAUUUUUACAUAGUAAAUUGGGAAACCGUAAAUAAAAUAUACUUAUCGGCUCAAGAUUAUAAAUAGACACAACAAUUUGGUAAACCUUUAAUAUAUUUCCUUCUUUUUCUUUUGACUCAGUAAAUACCUAAAUACGUGAUGGAGAUAUACGUUUUCUUCUUGCUUCUUUCGUUGUGUGCCGGGCAAUAUUUUGAUGAAAACAAAGUAAAGGCUUGUUCGGCUGAUAGUACAUUCUUACAACCUGAGAAGCAGUGUCAUGAAUUCUGUGCUGUUUCAAAGAAGUUGGGUAGGGGUACUAUUACUUUCAAGCGAAAUGUAACGUCUACGAGGAAUAGUGACAAGAUAGACACACGAGCAGAAUCGUCUUCCGUGGAUGCGCAAGAUAGUGAAAGUAUGCCCUUCUGUACGAUAGUUAUUUCAAGUUCUUGUGUUGCAGUUUUACUUUUAACAUGUUUUUGCUGCAUCAUUUUCUUUUUGAUUAUGCGAAAAAGCAGGUCAAAUGAACAUACUGACAAUGAUCAAUGUCCGCUGCUUCUUAACUCCCGAGAAGAUCGUGCAAGUCAGUCGCAGGAACGUAGAAGCGAUACCCGUCGUUCAAGCCCAACGAUGACAAAUGACAGUAAUUUAUCGGUUCGUAAAAAGUAUGAUGAAACGCCGAUGGGCAACGAUGAAUCUUCAGACGUGAAGGACACAGACAAAUGUAAGACAUUAAAUCAUCCCCACACAACAGUUAAUCAGACAACAGACCAAUGUGCGAACUUGGAGGAAGUACCGAAUUCGCGAAUCUUGAAUGACAUUCGAGAACCGAAGGAGCGAAUGGUGUGCAAAGUAUGCCUGAAUGGGAAAAUGUGCGUUGUAUUUCUGCCGUGUAACCAUAUGGUUGCAUGCGAGAAUUGCUCGGUAAUGUUAGACCGGUGUGCCGUAUGUCGAACUGUGAUCAAAGGAACUUUAACAAUUGCGUCGUCGACAUCUGAAGGUAGAAGACAGAAGAGCAACGGAAUCUCUCAUGGAAAAAGACAAGACUUGCUUGAAAAAUCUCCAAAGCAGAGAAAUGGCCGGCCUAAUGGGAGUCGCAAUCUGGAAGAUUGUGAAGAAGUUCAAGGUCAGCAAAAUCUGCAGAAAGAGUUAGAGGAACUGAAAGACAAGCUCAUGUGUAAAAUUUGUUUCAGUUGUGAAACAAAUGUGGUUUUUCUUCCAUGUGGUCACAUGAUUUCCUGCCAUGCCUGCGCACCACAUAUUACGAAAUGUGCGCUUUGCAGACAACCUAUAGAAGGCCGGAAGAAAAUAUUUCUAUCAUAACAAUCUCAGUGGUAAUUCUAAGACUUCUGGGAGCAAUUGUAAAAUAAAUAAAAAUAAUG
This is a messenger RNA of Mercenaria mercenaria, 5774 nucleotides long. RefSeq names its product integrator complex subunit 4-like. Lineage: Eukaryota; Metazoa; Mollusca; Bivalvia; Venerida; Veneridae. Gene Ontology annotation, biological process: snRNA processing. The transcript is spliced from 22 exons. The record is from RefSeq and is a predicted model, not a curated record. Gene Ontology annotation, cellular component: integrator complex. The coding region runs from base 94 to 2946 and encodes 950 amino acids.